AUUACUUGAUCACUGAUACGUGCGAGAUGUCGGGCAUCAAAUAGUGAGAAACAAUCUUUAUCAGUGAACGAGAGCGACGUGUCACUUAUUAUCGGGCUCAAGGAACGAAGCGGCGGUGCACUAUGUACCUUUAAACCAUUGGUGUAUGGUCAUCAAGCCGGUGCCAGCUUACUGAUUAUCUCUGGCGCAUCCACUCCAUCUGCUGCUGCCGUCUAUGUACGGCGUAAAUCAAUCCGAAAUUAAUUUUUCAUCAUGAUUCAAGGCUACGGCUCGGUCACUCAAGCCCUACUGGGGACGCUUUUAACAUGGGGGUUAACGGCCCUUGGAUCGGGGCUGGUGGUAUUGCUGAGAGGUAAUCAACGGAAAUCGUUGGAUAUAUCUCUUGGCUUCGCAGCCGGCGUCAUGAUUGCAGCCUCGUUUUGGUCCUUACUUGCACCAGCGAUUGAAUUGGCCGAAAAUUCGCACAUGUAUGGCAGUAAAGGCGAGUUUGCUUUUAUACCCGUUGCGGUAGGAUUUCUGUUUGGCGCUAUUUUUGUAUACGGUACCGACAAAGUCAUCUCUUACUUGGGCAUUAACAGCCCAACGAUGAUGAUUGCUCUUACCAAUGCCAACAAAGACAAGGCGGAUAUUGCCAUGGAUGAUCAAGUCUCUGCUGAGCAUGGCAAAAGCUCAUACGCUGGAAUGGCACCAAAUCCUGCAGAUCAUUCGUUAGCAAUCGGAAUGGACAGCUUUGCCGACUGCCUUAAUGCACAGCACGGUAGCGUGUCUCGGAAGCGAAGGAAGGGUAGCGCUACGACAUCGGUCAAGGAACAGGCUGUGUAUACAAACAACAGCCAAAGUCAGUUGGACGCACAGUUGUCGCAGUGGAAACGAAUUAUGCUGUUGGUGGUAGCGAUCACUGUGCACAACAUACCAGAAGGUUUAGCCGUAGGCGUUAGUUUUGGUGCAAUUGGAACGACCGAGUCGGCCACGUUUGAAGCAGCUCGCAAUCUGGCGAUUGGCAUUGGUAUACAGAAUUUCCCAGAGGGCUUGGCAGUGAGUUUACCGCUACAUGCUGCUGGGUUUAGUUUGGGGAAAAGCUUUUGGUACGGGCAGCUUUCGGGCAUGGUGGAACCUAUAUUUGGAGUGCUCGGGGCAGUUGCUGUCAGUGUCGCCACCAUCAUACUGCCAUAUGCCUUAUCGUUUGCCGCUGGCGCCAUGAUUUACAUAGUAGCCGACGAUAUUCUACCGGAAGCACAUGCCAGUGACAAUGGACUAAUAGCAACGUGGGGUACGAUCGCAGGCUUCGUAGUAAUGAUGUGUCUAGAUGUGGGGCUCGGAUAGGAUGGAUCUGAUGGAGAAGUAGUCUGAGUUUUAUGGGAAUGACUGCGUUCUGGAUGACGGAACGCUGCAUCUGGAUUGAACGAGCCAGUGUCUACUAAAUGGUACUUGAUUCUAAGUAUUAUAAUGAAUUGUGAAUUAUAAUUUUUUGUUACAAUCACUUACUUGAUUAUGGAUCAGUGUAUAGAUUUUAAUUUAAUUUUUAUCGGCACACUACAAAUCAGAAACAUAGUGCUUAAAUAAACAUCUAAUUAAUGCUGAUAGUAGCGGUAUAAUUUUAAA
This is a messenger RNA of Anopheles merus, 1602 nucleotides long. It is a transcript of the gene Zip48C, whose product is annotated as zinc transporter ZIP11. Gene Ontology annotation, biological process: zinc ion transmembrane transport. The record is from RefSeq and is a predicted model, not a curated record. Bases 253 to 1323 code for a protein of 356 amino acids. Lineage: Eukaryota; Metazoa; Arthropoda; Insecta; Diptera; Culicidae. Gene Ontology annotation, molecular function: zinc ion transmembrane transporter activity. The transcript is spliced from 5 exons. Gene Ontology annotation, cellular component: membrane.